This is a messenger RNA of Olea europaea var. sylvestris, 763 nucleotides long. RefSeq names its product protein yippee-like At5g53940. The record is from RefSeq and is a predicted model, not a curated record. The transcript has 5 exons. NCBI's taxonomy places the organism in Eukaryota, Viridiplantae, Streptophyta, Magnoliopsida, Lamiales, Oleaceae. The coding region runs from base 189 to 572 and encodes 127 amino acids. Gene Ontology annotation, cellular component: ubiquitin ligase complex.
GCCCGUUAAUGGCGGUGGCCUGAGAUACUUAUCCAAAUUUCUCUUCCAUUCCAUACCCACGACAAAAAUUAAAAAAUUGUCUUAAUCUGCUUAAUUAAUUUACAUCAAUUAUCGGUAUAAUUUUGUGUGUGUGAUUUCGGCUCAAGCAAAUCCCUCUGUGUGUGUGUGUGUGUGUGAAAGAGAGAGAGAUGGGAAGGGUAUUUGUGGUGGAUCUUGAAGGCAGGACGUACAAAUGCAAAUUCUGUAAAACCCCUUUAGCUCUUGCUGAUGAACUUGUUUCCAAGGGAUUUCACUGCCGCAGGGGGAAGGCAUACCUCUUUAACAAUGCAGUAAACAUCACAGUAGGAACUCUAGAGGAGAGAUCGAUGCUUUCUGGAAUGCAUACUGUGGCCGAUAUAUUUUGCUGCUGUUGUGGACAAAUAGUGGGCUGGAAAUAUGAGGCAGCGCAUGAGAGGAGCCAGAAAUAUAAAGAAGGAAAAUUUGUUCUUGAAAGAGGAAGGAUUGUUGAUGGAUUCGAUUCUGAAUUCUAUAUCGAUACUCAUCCAACUAUGAGUGAUGCGGAAGAUGCAUAGAAUUUAUCAUCCUUCUAGAUGAUAAUAAAUGUUACUUGAUGCUGUCGAGAGAUGGCAUGUGCAUGUAGAUUAAAACUAUGAAACUACUGCUGAACAGUUUUUUGUGCUUGUAUCUGAUGGAUAAGAGGUUAGCAUUAUCAGUACUUCAUAUUUAUAAUUAAUUAGAUCAUGUUUUAAGGAUCAUUUGGUUA